Fomitiporia mediterranea MF3/22 is the source of this 839-nucleotide messenger RNA. RefSeq lists its product as uncharacterized. Lineage: Eukaryota; Fungi; Basidiomycota; Agaricomycetes; Hymenochaetales; Hymenochaetaceae. Bases 65 to 634 code for a protein of 189 amino acids. The transcript has 5 exons. The record is from RefSeq and is a predicted model, not a curated record.
GUCUCUUGAACCUGAACCACCACGUUACAGCACACUUAGACUUGUUGAUAGCGACAUUGAAACGAUGGGCCAACCUGAAGUACUUACGUUCUCGACUGUGAAAGACUUGAUUGACUUGAAGGGAGCGUAUCUCGUUGGGUAUGCUUGGCUUUUUGGGAUGUCUCUUUGGGUGACGUUCUUUGGAGGUGUGAUCGCAUACCGAGCCCUGCCGAGACAACAAUUCGGUGCCCUCCAACACCGCACCUUCCCAGUUUACUUCAAACUCAGCAUCGCACUUGCUUCCGCUUUGCUAGGAUUGUGGAAUUGGGGACACCCGGCUGUGCGAGCGAACCCGAUGGCGUUCCGCCAGGUUGAUGUUAUUCAGGCGUAUACGCUCCUUGCUGUUGUGCUUUUGCAGGGGGCGAAUCAUUUUGUUGUUGGGCCUUAUACGAGCAGACUCAUGUUCCAGAGACACAAACUCGAAAAGGAGGAAGGAAAGGCGUACAACGACGAAGGUGUUUCUCAGGAGAUGAAGACGUUGAAUAGACGAUUCACACAGGCUCAUGGAUGGUCUUCGAUGUUCAAUUUGGAUUCGGUCAUUGCGUUGAUCUUUCAUGGGUUGUGGAUUGGGAAGUAUGGACUUGGAGGGUUGUAAACAUGAUAUUCUGUGCGCGCUAGACCGUAAACGGCCUGCGAUGACGUGGGUUUGUUGGUUGAUGAUGAAACAUUGAAAGUGUGUUUGUUAAGUGCCUUGUCCCUUCUGCUUUGUUUCGCUGUGUCUAGUCAAUAGUCGAAUACUGCAUUAUAUUUCCCGUUUUUGUCCUUAAUACUCUUUCAGUGAAAUCGUCUCGGACUAGCCC